Molecule: messenger RNA, 2593 nt
Organism: Eupeodes corollae
Lineage: Eukaryota; Metazoa; Arthropoda; Insecta; Diptera; Syrphidae
Exons: 4
Coding region: 152-2593 (813 amino acids)
Source: RefSeq, a predicted model, not a curated record
GGUUAGUAUUUUGAUAGAUUGAUUGAAUUAAAACAAAAUUUCUCAUAUUUUCAUUCAUAUUCAAGCCAUGGUCAUUAUGAAGGCUCAAAUAAAAAAUAUUGUUCUCCAGUCGCUGUCAAGACAUCCUGUCAUUCAGUUUAAUUUUUGAACAAUGUUGGGGUUAAGAUUAUUAAUUUUUUUAAUAUUUAUACAAGAAUUGCUUGGACAUCAACCGGAAUCUCUUUUACCAGCAGCUAUCAAAUAUGCUUUAGCUGGUUCUUUUAAUGACACAACUUUUGCUGAUGUUUUGAAUGUUGUCAUUCAAAGUGACGCUAAGGAAAAUCAAGUCAUUUUUCUCGAUACAAUUGACAAUAUACUCAGUGAUAACUGGAAAUUUGUGAUAAAUAUCAAUGUAAAUAAUAAUUUUGGUCAAUUGACAAGUGACUUUAGUUUAUGGUUUAUAGACUCUUAUGUAGCUUUUCGACGUCUUCUUCCAUGGAUUCAGGCUUAUCACAAAGAUUCACAACUCUAUUAUUUUAUCGUUCUUUGUUCUUCUAACACUGAAAAAUCUCAUCUUCAUGAGAUACAAAACAUAUUCACCGAUUUUUUGGAUCUUAUGGUUGCUAAUGUCAAUGUCAUUAUAGAAUCUCUUAAUGGAGAAGUUUUAUUUUAUACAUUUUAUCCCUUUCAAGACCUCACAUCAUGUCGAUCAGCAAAGCCUUUUCUUACUUAUAUCUUCAAAAAUAUCACUUCAAACGCUAGAAGAAAUUUCUUUCCACCUAAAGCAGAUAAUCUUAAUCUUUGCCCACUUCGUAUUAGAACCAAUAAUGAAAUCAUUCUAAACGUAGCAAACUUCGGAAUACCGAAACAACUUAUUAACUAUGAAAUGGCUCUACUUGAAUUUAUAAUGUUGGAGGAGUUGUCAUCUAGAAUGAAUUUUACAUUGGAAAUAUAUGACUAUCCAUCGACUUUACUCGAAUCUGAGCUAUUAUCUUUUCAAACUUCGGGAGAAAAAUCUUUAAAUAAUGGAAAAAUUGAUUUCGUUCUAAGCUAUUCAUUUAACCAACCCUAUUCGAAUACAUUUUUCUCCAAGAGCGUACCGUACUAUUUGACCUGGCUCAUAAUGGUUCUGCGACCUUUAACAAAUAAUCUUCAAACAUUUCCUUGGAUCUUGGAGCCAUUCACGGUCACAACUUGGAUCUACAUUAUUGUUUCUUUUUCGUCAAUCAUAGGAUGCCUAACGUUUGCAGGGAGAUCCACUCGAUUUUCUAAGAUCCUACAUCACCUUCAGUAUCGUCAACCAAAAGCCCUUGAGAUAUUAUCAGUCGUUAUAGGUUCACCAGUUUUAUACAUGCCAAGGAAUAAUUUUCUACGCUUUUGUAUAAUGGUCUUGAUGUUGGGCAUGUUUAUACUCCGGUCAGCUCAUCAGGGUAAACUUUUUGACGUAUUUCGAGGACGGAUAAAGUUGAAAAUACCGCGAAGUAUAAAAGAACUCUCCGAAAAUAAUUACACUAUUUACUCUAUGCGAUUCUAUAAAUCUUUUAUAAACAAUGUUAAUCAAGUUGAAUAUCAAUACUUCAGAGAAAUUCCAAUUAACGAACCUUUGCAAAAUAAUUUGUUUGAGAAUAACAAAAGAAUUGCGUUGGUCUUAUCAUUUAUAAACAUUUUCACAUUUUACACAACUACACAACGAAAGGCUUUGGUAAUGGAACCAAUUUUUCAGGAACAAAUUUGUGUGUUCUUUCAACAACAUUCGAUAAUUCAACCAAAAAUCAAUGAAAUCAUCAUGAGAUUAGAAGAUUCUGGAAUUUUACAUAAUCUUAGAAAAACUUUUGAAAAUCUUAAUAAUCAAGGACUAACAUUGGACAGAAGAUAUCAGGAACCGAAACCUUUAGGUCUUGGACAUUUUACUAAUGCAUUUUAUAUGAGUGCAACGCUGUGUACAAUUUCUUGCUCAGUUUUUAUUGUUGAACUAUUAUGGAAUAAGAUGCUUUUGGGAUCAGCUCAUCAGGGUAAAUUGUUUGACGCCUUCCGAGGACACAUUUUGCUGAAUCCACCUCGAAGCAUUAGAGAACUCUUUGCAGAAAACUACACCAUCUACUCGCAUUCAUACUACCGGUCAAUAAUUAAUGAAAUAAACGAAAUGGAAUACCUUAACUUACAAAAACUUCAGUUUCUGAAUGGAAUGGAUUACAAUAAAUUAUUUGAAGAAGGCAAACUAAAUGCAUUCGUUUCUUCAUAUGCACAAUUUUAUCCGUUUUACACAGCCAGCCAACGUGGUAACUUGAAAAUUGCACCCAUUAUUCGUCAACAAGUUUGUGUCUUUUUCCAACAGCAUUCAGUCAUUCAACCGAAAAUCAAUGGAAUUAUUGUGAGACUGGAAGAAGCUGGAAUAUUGCGUUAUUUUAGAAGAGAUUUUGAGAAUCUUCAGGAUUCUGGCAGAAUUGCUUCGAAUAAACGUGGGGAAGAGCCGAAGCAAUUAGAUCUGGAACGGUUUGGAUUUGUGUUUUACUUUGGAAUCGUUUUAUAUGGAAUUUCGUGCUUGGUUUUCGUUUUGGAGCUUCUUUGGACUGAGAUACUUUUGAUGUUAACAAAGUUAAGUACAAAUAUUUAA